AUGGCGAACAAGGAGAGAGUUUAUCGAGAAAUCGGGGACGUUGUCCAGCUUCGACUAUACCAUCAUUACAAGUAUCAACGAGCUACGAAGCACCUCCGUGACCUAUACAAAGCACACAAAGAUGGAUUACUUGAUCUUGCAAAGCAUGCUAUAAGCGAAAUAGAAGUUAUCAAUUCACGGAUUUGCAGUCUCAAUGAGGAAAAUAAACUACCGACAGACCUAGGGACGAUUGACUAUGGAACAUUCUUGUACGCUUGGGAUGAAGAGAGAGGCAAAAAUUAUACCAAGGUCGUCCUGGAAGAGUUUUGCCAAAGAAAGAGAUAUUUCAAAGGAUGGAGCACCCUCCCCCCAAGCCAUGACUUUCGCUAUUUUGAGGAAUCAGUUUCCUCGCCUGGUGAAGGCCGACCAGCAAUCUGGGACAUACUGAGUUCAUGGUUGCAGCUAUUCUGGAAUCUAUGCAAGCACAAUCAGGAGCAAUGUCUUGCGAGCGAUUGCGAAAUGCAGCUGCUGAAUUAUGUGAAGAACGGAGGCUUUUCAUUACACUGCAACGCUAUUAAGUACCGCCACCACGCCCUUUGUACUGUUGUUGUGUGCCUGAGGGAAAUGAGCAAAUAUUUGAACAAUUGGAAGACGAAACAACAGUCCACUUUCUCGGCUUUCGAGUAUGGGAUUCGAAGGGAAGACAUACGAAGGAUAUGCGAAUUCGAAGGGCUUCCGAUUGAAUGGAUCCCCAACAACAUUGAUGUAGAGGGACAGGGUCAGACGAAGGUCCGCAUCAAGGGCUGAAGCAUGCCUCAACAGACCCUGUUUCCAGAUAUAGUAUGUUUGUCGUACUGUUAAAUACUGAAGUGAGCAAUUUUGUUUAUGGUGCAUGUCGCUGCAUAGAGUGUUGUGAUCUCUGUGUUGAGGUAUACGAUGUUUCUACAGUGAGCAACACUUUCUACCAUCCUCUGGCCAUCACUGGCCAGCUCCCAAAGUUUUUUCUAGUCUGACUCCCAGUAGAAUGUACCGGGAGUGGAGGAAGAAACCCUAGCGUUUGAACACAGCCCACGGGUAGCAUAUAUUUGAUGGCCCAGAAGAUAUAUAUAUAGUAGCGGCACUUCAGUACAUACGGAAUUUGAGCAAACUCUGAAU
Aspergillus vadensis CBS 113365 is the source of this 1134-nucleotide messenger RNA. RefSeq lists its product as uncharacterized. NCBI's taxonomy places the organism in Eukaryota, Fungi, Ascomycota, Eurotiomycetes, Eurotiales, Aspergillaceae. The coding region runs from base 1 to 786 and encodes 261 amino acids. The transcript has a single exon. The record is from RefSeq and is a predicted model, not a curated record.